CGCUGUUAUCUGUGGUCGCGGUGACUAUGAAAAUCGGCGUAUGCGUCAAUGUAUUUCUGUGCCUAUUUUUAUGUGCAAAUUCUAAAAAUUCGAAAAGAAUCCAACAUAGUGUGUGUUAAAAAUAGAUCCUGUGGAAUGUGUCUUCGCCAGCAUGGGAAAUAUUUGUGUAUGUGAAGUUGAGUUCUUUAUAAAAAUAAAUACAACUCGGUGUAUCUGAAAAUUUCGUGUCAAAGGCAAAAGAGCUCGUCCACAUGUUUCCCGAAAUCGUUAGUUAUAAUUUUCCAGUGCUUUGAAAAUAAUAUUUCAAUACCGCAAUUUAAUGAAAGAAAUGCCGAAAGUGAAAGAAUCGGUUCAAAAUUAUUACAGAAUCGUUAAGUCCAAAUUAUUGAAAUCCAAAAGGGUGGGUUGCAAUCAUGGACUGCCCGAGAGGUGAGCUUACACGCCACAACCAAAUUAGCUGACAGUGUCCAAACAGCUAUUUUUUAAGUAGAAUAAAAUUCAUUUUAAUAAAAAAAUAACCGAGCUCACACGAUAUUGGAAACAAAAGUUAUAAGUGCGGUUUUCGAUGAGCCUAACGACGGUCGACAGCUGUGCGUUUGGUGGACGAAGUGUAAGCGAAGUGCGAGUGCGCCUCAUUUGGCGGUAAUCGAUACACUGUGGCCCCCACGCAUGCAGCCAAAGGCGCCGCGGGGGCCCACCCAUCAUUGAUAGCGCUGCGCGUAUUGCUGUUUCUGGCAACAACAACAACAUUUCUGGUGGGGUCGGUGCCAGCCCUCGCGGUGUCCACAGCCCAAAGACAAAUUGCGCAUCGAACUGGCCAGACUAGUGUGAGGAGUAGCAACAACAACAACAGCAAAUGUACAAGUCAUGCAGCAAACAAAGAGUCUGAAGCGGAUGCAACAUCUUUAUGGCCAUUUUUCACAUGGCCGAUGACACGAGCCGGUGUUGCAACGCCAACAACAAUAGCGACAACUACAAAACUAAUGCAAACAACAAAUGCCUCAGUAGCAUCAGCUAGAAAUAGGAAGGUGCUCAUAAAUUUGCGCGCCAACAGCGGUGACAGCGGUAGGAGCCACAACAACAACAACAACAGUAAUAAUAAUAGCAUAAGCAACCAGCCAAGCGCAGGGCAAAGCAAAUAUUUGACAUGGUACAAAAUAGUGAGCGAACACAACAACAGCGACGACAAUUACACACACAAAUCAAACAACUACAACGAAAGUUACAACAGCAAAAGCAACAUUGCAACAACGACAGCGACAACGAGGCGCAACGAACAAAUUGGAAACGUAGACGGAAACGCCGGCGGAAACGGAAGCGUUCGGGUAGCGCAUACGGGAAAUGCCAAUAAAAGUAGAAGAAGAAAAAGCGAAAAUAGUUACUACACUGUAAAUAAAUUUGUGUUAGCAGCAAAUGAACGGCGCUCCGUCGGCAGGCGCCAUGUAAAUAAGAGCCUUGUAAAUAGUGUAAAUAAGAGUAAAAAUAGGCGUAGAAGUAAGAAUAGGCGCCGUGCCAACGGCCACAGUUAUCAUAGUUCCCAAGUGAAAGAAGAAAGAGAAAAAAGCAAAGCGUUUGCAAAUAUCACGCACCCACAAUUCGAUCGCGAAAGGCAGUUCAGUGUAAAUUAUUUCAAUAAAAGUGUUAGUGCUAGUGCUGGUGUUAGUAUUGAGUCAGAGCGCAUACAAAAUAGUUCGCAAAAUCUCAUUGCUAAUAAAGAGGUACCAAUAUUUUCGGGUGCCUUUCCUUCGCGUGCGCAAAUUUCUACUCACGACAAACAGCAGUCACUCGCGGUGAAUAACAGUGCAACAAUUACAGCUACAACGACAACUACAACAGCAAGCACGCGGCUCGAUUACAUUGUGAUUGCCGACUACAAUCGCCCGCGCAAGCGCAGCUUCUGGCAGAAAUACGGUGAGUAG
Molecule: messenger RNA, 1919 nt
Organism: Bactrocera neohumeralis
Lineage: Eukaryota; Metazoa; Arthropoda; Insecta; Diptera; Tephritidae
Exons: 2
Coding region: 930-1919 (329 amino acids)
Source: RefSeq, a predicted model, not a curated record